Molecule: messenger RNA, 774 nt
Organism: Entamoeba nuttalli P19
Lineage: Eukaryota; Evosea; Mastigamoebida; Endamoebidae
Product: ubiquitin family protein
Exons: 1
Coding region: 1-774 (257 amino acids)
Biological process (GO): ubiquitin-dependent protein catabolic process
Cellular component (GO): cytosol
Molecular function (GO): polyubiquitin modification-dependent protein binding
Source: RefSeq, a predicted model, not a curated record
AUGAGGGUUUUAAUUACGACUGUUUCAGGUAAUACUCAUGAAAUUGAAGUUGAUCAGAAUCAAACUAUCAAAGAAUUAAAACAAAAUAUUAGUGAUUUAUAUCAGAUUGAAACUCAGUUAUUACAUCUUAUAUAUAAAGGAAAAAACUUAAAGAAUGACAAAAGUACAUUAAAAGAGAACGAAAUUACAGAAGGUAGUAAAAUUACUGUUAUUAAAUUAAAAACACUAACACAUCUAAUUUCAAAAGAAAUACAAGCUAAAAAAGAGGAAAUUAAUUUUAAUAUAACUGAACAAGAAGUAAAUGAUGAUAUUAUGGAAAUUGAAUUUGGAGAUGAAAGUUUUGAAGAAAUUGUAAAUGAAAUAGAAAAAGAAGAACCAGAACUAGCAGAAGAAAUUAGAGAUAAUCCAGAAUUAUUAAAUAUUAUAUUUGAAGAAGAAUUAAAAGAGGCUAAUGAAUAUUGUAAGAAUCAUAUGGAAGAAAUAAAUGAAGAUACAGAAGAAGAAAAUGAAGAAGAAAUGAUUAAUUAUAAAAAAGAAUUAGAACAACUUAAAAUUGAAGGAGAAGUAUUUGAUAAAAUUAAUAAUAAAUUAAAGAAUGGAGAAGAAUUAAAUGAUUUAGAACACUCAAUAUUAGAAGAAGAAAAUUCGUAUGAAUUAUGUAUAAUAUUUAUAUUAAUUAAUGAAGGGUUUCCUGAAAAUAUUGUACGUGAAGCAAUAAAAAAUACUUCAACUCUUGAUGAAGCACGAACAUACUGCAAAUAUUAUUUAAAUUAA